AAACAAACGUGCUAAUUGCUCAAUUUCAGUCUACAGCUUAAAAAGCUCAAAAUUUGCCGAUAGCACAUUCGGUUUUGUACAAAAAUCUAGCUAUAAAUGAAAAAUGGCGUUAAGAUCGCAGCAUGUGCACGAUGGUGGCGUUGUAGAACGACGGUUGCGGCCUGUAUAUGAUUGGCUGGAUAAUGGGUAUAAUAAAAAGGCUUUACAAGAGGCGGAAAAGGUAUUAAAAAAGAGUCCAUCGUUACAAGCGGCGCGAGCUUUGAAAGCUUUAGCACUUUAUAGGUUAGGUAGAGCCCAAGAGGCAGAAGCUGUGCUAGAUGCAUUGGUCGAGGAGAAGCCUAGCGAUGACACGACAUUACAGGCGAUGACAAUGUCAUUUCGGGAGUCUCAGCAAUUGCACAAAGUUUGUACCAUCUAUGAAAAUGCUGUGAAAAUAGAUACAACAAAUGAAGAACUACAUUCUCACCUGUUCAUGUCAUAUGUCCGGGUCGGAGAUUUUCGAUCGCAGCAACGAGCAGCAAUGGCAAUAUACAAGUUUGCACCAAAAAAUCCAUAUUAUUUCUGGGCAGUCAUGAGCAUAGUUUUGCAGGCCAAAGAAACAGAAGACACAACAAAAAGGAACAUUCUCCUCACUCUUGCCCAAAGAAUGAUAGACAAUUUUAUAUCUGAAAAUCGAAUGGAAGCUGAACAAGAAGCCCGCCUUUACAUAAUGAUAUUAGAACUACAAGAGAAAUGGGAAGACAUAAUCAAAUUUAUAGAAAGCCCUUUGUAUGGACAACUUAUACCUGGUUCUAUAUCGCAAGCUUGUAUUCCGUAUUUGAAAAAGUUGGGUAGAUGGAAAAAAGUCAACAUCCUCUGUAAAGAGCUACUAUAUGAUAAUUUAGAUAGAUGGGAUUAUUACAUGCCUUAUUUCGACUCUGUCUUCCAUUUGAUGAAAGAGAAUAGCAACGAAGAAAAUAUAGACGAUACGGCUGAGAAAUGCCAUGAGUUUAUAUGUCAGUUAGUCGAAAGUAUGUCUUCCGGGCGAACAUUGAGAGGUCCUUACUUAGCCAGACUGGAAUUGUGGAAACGUUUGUCUGUCGAAGGAGAUCCGACAGCGUUACUCGGUAGUGCGUUGGCACUCUGCGUGCAGUAUUUAAGGGUGUUUGCGAGCAAACCUUGUGCUGUACCAGACUUGAAGGUUUAUUUAGCGAUGAUACCCCAAGAAGAAAGGGAGGCUAACUGCAGAGAUUUCCUGACAUGCCUCGGUUUCGAUGAAAACUCUGAACCAGAAACAAUGGACGACAUACAGCGUCACAUCUCGUGUCUGACAGCAUGGCGCCUGACAGCCCCUCGUCCUGGUGCGACAGACGCCCUCCAGCUAGCCGCUACGCUCAGGAGGCAUUACCUCAGGUCCCUCGAGAAAAACAUGAUCAAGUACUCAACUACUGAGUUCUGUUCCGCAGAUAGCUAUGCGAUACUAGCGGCUCAUCAUUAUUUUUAUGCUGCAACAGAACAGAAGAGCUCAAAACCCAUCCUCGAAGCCUUGUGUCUCUUAGAAUUAGUAUUGUUGUAUUCACCAGCGAAUUAUCACGUGAAGCUUCUUCUAGUGCAACUGUAUCAUCUGCUAGGCAACGCAUUAGCCGCAGAUUCGAUCUACCGUCGCCUAGAGCUGAAGCACAUACAGCUGGUGUCGCUGGGCUGGCUGCACACUGCGCGAGCGGACGCGGCCUGCGUGCCGACGCGCGCCCUGCAGCUGCUGGCCGACCUUAGGGCCUUCCACACGCACCACGCUAAGGAUCAGAGCAUCGAGCACAUGACGUACGCGUACAAGUUCGGCACGUUCGAGAAGGUGGUGGAGCUGCGCGCGUGGGCGGCGCGGCUGGAGGCGUGCGCGCUCUGUGCCGUGUCGGCGCGCCGCCGCGACCUGCUGGCGCUGCUCGCCGCCCCCGCGCCGCCCGCGCCCCCCGCGCCCCUGCACGCCGCGCACACCGACAACCGCGACCUGAACAUCAUCGUGAACUGGGAGCCGCCCGAGCUGCAGGAUCCUGAUUUGAGAUCUCGAACGUUCGAUCAAGACAUGGCCUACCUCCGCUUGACGGACGCGCUGCUGUCCUCGGUCACGCUGUGCACGGAACUCGCCGAGAACAAACCGAUCGAAGAGAAGAUGCAACAUUACGAGCAACUGCGAACCUGCGUCGACACGUUCAGCGAAGCGAUGGAGAAAUGCACAGAGAAAUAUUGUGUUUACGAGAAGAUCACUAUAUCCGGACCGUUUCCUUCCAGGAUAAUUGGUUUCGUAAGUUCGCCGGUGCCGUAUCGGGAACUGUACUCGAUAACGUUGCGCAUGAUCGGCGAGCUGUCCAUGAACAACACUGACAAAGUGCACGAGCUGUGCGAUCAAGUCGUCGCCAUCAUUUUGAUUUCGUCAAAACUUAUCGUCCAAGAGAUCCGAUACGGCGCUGAAGACAACGGCUGGUCGAUGCGGGAUAGACUCGAGUCGCUGUCCAAUUAUUUACAAUCCAUCGGCGUGCUAACGUAUUUACUGGGCGUUUGCUACGAGAUGAUAACUCCGACGAACACAAAGAAAUCGAAGAAGAAAGCGAACCGCUCCGUCGAUCAGAUGCAAACGAUAAAAUUAAUUGACAACAUAAACGUGACGUUGCAACAGGCGAUCGCUUCGCUCGAGGAGCUCAUGGACCUCUGGCCUGACUACGACUUCUCGGUCGACCUGGAAGAAGAACUGACCAGAAUGAACAUUAACCCAACCGCACCCAGCCCGGUCGAGAAUAAACUGAAGCUAGGCCUCGACAAGAUAAUUGAAGACAUACAGAAUAUACUGAAACGAAAGACUGCUUAUUUGAAAGGCUUAAUACUAAAUACUAAUACUUAAUAGUGACAAAUUUUAGUUAUAACGUCAACGGUUCGAUUUCGCCUCUAUAUAGUUCAUUAUACAGGGUGUGUGGAGAUCAUUCUAUAAGGCGGUGUCUAGUGCUUCUUGAGGCGCGAAAAUUUCGCGAAUUUGUCGUUACUAGUCUUUAACCAACGAUCGAGAUUCGAUGAUGAUCACUAAACACCACAAGGUUUUUGUUAAAUUUUGUAUUUUUUUUUUAUUGACGCGUAACGAAAAAAACCUGUUCACAAAUUCGUUUUAAUGAUGCACACAUAAAAUGGAUAAUAGAUAACCAAACAAAAAAAUCUUGGUAUAAUAGCCGGCAAACUUCUUGAGCAUUUGUUGACGUAGUGGGGGUAAGUUUGCGC
Messenger RNA from Bombyx mandarina (wild silkworm), 3240 nucleotides. It is a transcript of the gene psidin, whose product is annotated as phagocyte signaling impaired. The record is from RefSeq and is a predicted model, not a curated record. Gene Ontology annotation, molecular function: protein binding. Gene Ontology annotation, cellular component: NatB complex; cytoplasm. Gene Ontology annotation, biological process: N-terminal peptidyl-methionine acetylation. Lineage: Eukaryota; Metazoa; Arthropoda; Insecta; Lepidoptera; Bombycidae.